UAUUCUUGUGUUUUUUCUAUUCCCGCCUUUCUAAGAUUCAACGAUCAAACGUCCCCCAAGUCCGGUCAUAUAAUUUGCGAAUGCGAUGGUUCUGCUGUUAAGCCUGCUGCGGGUGGUCUGUGUCGAGAUUUCCGCAGGCUACAGCUUGUGUGUGUGGAUCCUUAACACAAUGCACGAAGUUGCACACACGCAUCCGCACAGGAACUGGAGUGAGUCGUGAAACUUGAAGACGGUGAAAGUCACUAGAGGUGCUUCACUAUCAUCGUGUACAUCGUCAAAAACCGAAUUCCGUGACAUUUCCUCGUGGCCGGUCACGUGGUUGGCGUGCAACGCCACCCGCCCAGACGUGUACAUCGAACAGUCCGCGACAGCGAUCGGCCAUGCCUCGGACUCCACAGCCCAUGCACAUUAUCCGAACUGAGCCGAGUGCAGGAGCCGCCAGGGGAGGAUGGAAGCGGGGAGCACGAGCCAAGAACGCGAGCGCCCGCGCGCCUCGCCGCCGGCGCUGCCGUGCGCGGUGCGGCUGCAGGUCACCGCGUUCUCGCCCCUCAUCGACGUCAUCAACCGCCGCGACGGCACCGUCAACCGCGGCCUCUACUCCGUCGCCGACCGCAUCCUCCGCGUGCGCGCGAGCCCCCGCCCGGACUCCUCCGGCGUCCGCUCCGCCGACUUCGACGUCGACGCGUCGCGCGGCCUCCUGGCCCGCGUCUUCUCCUUCUCCUCCCCCGCCGCGCCCCGGGCCCCGCUCCCGGUCGUCGUCUACUUCCACGGCGGCGGCUUCGCGAUGUUCUCCGCGCGCCAGUGCUACUUCGACCGCCUGUGCCGCCGCAUCUGCCGCGGCGUCGGCGCGGUCGUCGUCUCCGUCGAGUACCGCCUCGCCCCCGAGCACCCCUACCCGGCCGCCUACGACGACGCCGUGGACACGCUCCGCUUCAUCGACGCCAACGGCGUCCCGGGGUUGGACGAGGGCGUCCGCGUGGACCACUCCAGCUGCUUCCUCGCCGGGGAGAGCGCCGGCGGCAACAUAAUCCACCACGCGGCCAACCGCUGGGCCGCGGCCGCGCCCACCCCCAGCUCCGUGCGCCUCGCCGGCCUCAUCUCCGUGCAGCCCUACUUCGGCGGCGAGGAGCGGACGGAGUCGGAGCUGAGGCUGGACGGCGUGGCGCCGAUCGUGACCCUCCGGCGGGCGGACUUCUGGUGGAGGGCGUUCCUGCCGGAGGGCGCCAGCCGCGACCACCCGGCGGCGCACGUGACCGACGAGAACGCCGAGCUGGCCGAGGCGUUCCCGCCGGCGAUGGUGCUGGUCGGCGGGUUCGACCCGCUGCAGGACUGGCAGCGGCGGUACGCCGACGUGCUGCGGCGGAAGGGGAAGACCGUGGAGGUCGUGGAGUUCCCAGACGGCAUCCACGCGUUCUACCUCUUCCCGGACCUCCCCGACACCGCCAGAGCUAUCGAGCGCAUGAGGACGUUCGUGGAAAGCAACCGGACGUCGCCGUCGGCGCCAGAACCUUCUCGCGGGAACGACAUCGAUUGAAAACGGCCAUUCAAAAAUUGAUUGAAAAGAACUUGUAGUCCCCUCGACGUGUCGAAAUUUGGAAAUACGAGUAUUUCUUCAAGUCCAUUCAAUUUAGGAAUUGGGUACACAUUGGUCCAUAGAAAAUUGUGUACACAAUGAAAGAUACUCCCUUCUUUUCGGUU
Molecule: messenger RNA, 1698 nt
Organism: Triticum urartu
Lineage: Eukaryota; Viridiplantae; Streptophyta; Magnoliopsida; Poales; Poaceae
Source: RefSeq, a predicted model, not a curated record